Messenger RNA from Penicillium waksmanii, 1683 nucleotides. Its product is annotated as vanillate O-demethylase oxidoreductase. The coding region runs from base 1 to 1683 and encodes 560 amino acids. Gene Ontology annotation, molecular function: oxidoreductase activity; 2 iron, 2 sulfur cluster binding; molybdenum ion binding. NCBI's taxonomy places the organism in Eukaryota, Fungi, Ascomycota, Eurotiomycetes, Eurotiales, Aspergillaceae. The record is from RefSeq and is a predicted model, not a curated record. The transcript has a single exon.
AUGAUGCCCAGUACGAGUAUUGACCUAUUCCCAAUUGAAGUUCCGCUACCCACGACUCUCGAACAAAUCCGGACCUCAAAACUCCGCCCAUUCGGCUCUGUUCUCUCCGGCAUCGACAAGCAAUCUCGCGCUGGGAAAUUAUAUGUCUCAUCAAUCGGCUUGUCAGAAGACGAGCACGACCUUACUUUCCAUGGGGGAAUCGACAAGGCCAUCCAUCAAUAUUGCAUCGGUCACUAUGCCUUCUGGGGUAAAUUGUAUUCUUCGCCCGAAACCCGCGCGCGGUUCGUGCCCGGAGGCUUCGGCGAAAAUCUCGUUGCCGAUGGGUUUGACGAGGAUAACAUCUGUAUUGGUGACCUAGUGAGAAUUGGCCCCCCGGGUUCUCUUCUUACAGGUGGUAGCAAUGGUUGCCUUUUGGAGGUUAGCUUGCCGAGACAACCUUGCUUCAAGCUGAACCAACGGUUUGGAAUCAAGAACUUUGCUCCUCGAACUCACCAGGAGGCGAAGACUGGAUGGUAUUACCGCGUGAAGCAAGAAGGCUGGAUUGAAGAAGAGAUGGAAAUCCGAGUCAUCCAGAGGAGUCAUCCCAGAUGGUCCAUUGCUCGGCUGCACCAUUACGUCCACCGAGAUAAGACGGAUGUUUCCAUAACGCAGGAGCUCAUGGAAAUUGAAGAGAUGGGCGCCGAGUGCAAAGAUGUUUUCGAAGGGAGGUGGCAAAAGAUUCAAGAAAAGGAAAUUGCCACAAAGCAAACAUGGAGGGACUUCAAGAUUAAGUUCAAAACUCCGGAGACUCCGCGGAUUGUUCGGCUUGAUCUUGAAGCUGUCCUGAAGACCGAAAAGCCUAGUGACAUUGCUGCUGGCAGCCAUGCUGUGGUCAAACUACCCAACGGGCUGAAGCGGGCAUACUCCAUCGUCAGUGGAAGCACAAAUUCCUUUGUACUCGGAGUGGCUCUGGACGAUACUAGCCGCGGCGGGUCAAGUUAUAUCCAUGAAAGUCUCAACCCCGGAGAUAUUGUGUCCUUAGGAGCGGUAUCACAGAGCAUGUCUAUACACAAUAUGGCUUCACACCACAUUUUCAUCGUUGGAGGCAUUGGUAUCACCGCAUUUCUGGCCAUGAUGAAGCGACUUAUCGAUACCAACCAAUCAUUUCAUCUUCACUAUGCGGUCCGGAAAUCCGAUGAAGUCGCAUUUAGGCCCUUGCUAUCGGAGCUCGGUCCCAACAUUACCAUCUACGACAAAUCUCAGUGGCAGCGCUUGGACAUGUUUGAUAUAUUCAUGAACCGGACUUGGAACAGCCACAUCUAUAUAUGUGGACCGCAGCGGAUGAUAGAUGCGGGAAUAGAAACUGCCUCUGCUAUCAAAAUGCCUUCCGACGAGCUGCACUAUGAGGUCUUCCAAGCUGAUACAUCAGGAGACCCGUUCACCGUGGAAGUUAUCUCCGACGAAAGAAAAGCUGAGCUGCAGGUUGAAUCUGAGCAAACGCUGCUAGACGUCAUGAGAGAUGCUGGCUUCGAAAUAGGAAGCUCCUGCGAAACUGGAAACUGUGGAACUUGUCGAAUUCCGAUCAGAUGUGGAGAGGUACAGCAUCGAGGAUCUGCCCUCACUAAAACAGAACAGAAAUCCGAAAUGCUUUCCUGUGUUUCCCGAGGUGUUGGACACAUUGUUGUCGAAGUGCCCAAGUCUUGA